Molecule: messenger RNA, 1160 nt
Organism: Paramisgurnus dabryanus
Lineage: Eukaryota; Metazoa; Chordata; Actinopteri; Cypriniformes; Cobitidae
Gene: ube2l3a
Product: ubiquitin-conjugating enzyme E2L 3a
Source: RefSeq, a predicted model, not a curated record
AAUGCGCGAUGCAUUGUGGGUAAAAGCAAAUCCAAGAUGGCGGCGAGCAGGCGACUGCAUAAGGAACUCGAUGAAAUUCGCAAGUCUGGAAUGAGAAAUUUCCGCAACAUUCAAGUUGACGAGUCAAACAUUCUGACCUGGCAGGGACUCAUCGUGCCUGACAACCCUCCUUAUGAUAAAGGCGCAUUCCGGAUUGAGAUCACAUUCCCUGCAGAAUAUCCCUUUAAACCUCCAAAGAUUACGUUUAAAACAAAGAUCUACCACCCAAACAUUGAUGAGAAGGGUCAGGUGUGCCUGCCAGUCAUAAGUGCAGAGAACUGGAAACCAGCAACCAAAACUGACCAAGUAAUCCAGUCUCUCAUUGCCCUUGUCAAUGACCCCCAACCAGAGCAUCCACUGAGGGCCGACCUAGCAGAAGAAUAUUCAAAAGACCGUAAAAAAUUCUUUAAGAACGCAGAUGAGUUUACAAAGAAACACGGCGAGAAGCGUCCAGUGGACUGAUAUUGCAUGGGCGCGUUUCUCUUGUUUUUGCUCUGCCCACAAACCUCUCCAAAUUUGAGUUCCCACCUGCUCUCACUCACCGUCACCCAGCAUUCCCUGAGAAAAUCCCGGUCGCAUUUCACCGUCGGCAGAAAGACCCGUGACUUCUCAGCCUCUGGGUGUCGACUGGCUGGUGUAGUGUGUAGACAGGGAACACAUGCGAAUUAGAUCUUAAUACAUUUGUGAGAUUUCUGGGUGGGAUAGGGCAGGGGUUGGGGCCUUAGAAUAAAACGUUUGUUCCUUUUAAUUUGUUCUUAAAUUGCACAGAGAUGUGUUCGGGUCAUGCCGUCUGCUGUGCAAUGAAUCUUGACUGUUUCAUAGCAGAGGUGAACCAGAGUAUAAUGUUAAUGUCGCUUCACUUUCACAUUUAUGACGUUGUUAAAAGUAAAAUCUAAAAGUACUUUGAAUGAUGAUAUAUAAUACAUCAAGGUUCUAAAGGUGUGUGGCAAAUGUUUCAUUUACGUUUCUUUCUCAUCUUUAUUUUUUUUUAUAUUUGCUUAGGUUGCACUGUUUCUGUGGAAUAAGAUUUAAUGUUCUUCAUAUUCUCUCUGUUUGUAACUGAUGGAAUCUCAGCUUAGUCACUGUCACCAAUAUAAUGUUUAUUAUGUCAUAAAAGUAAA